Molecule: messenger RNA, 930 nt
Organism: Histoplasma mississippiense
Lineage: Eukaryota; Fungi; Ascomycota; Eurotiomycetes; Onygenales; Ajellomycetaceae
Exons: 4
Coding region: 1-930 (309 amino acids)
Source: RefSeq, a predicted model, not a curated record
AUGGCCGCUGAAAAGGCCAAUGCUCUUAACCUGCGUUCCAGAAAAGUCAACCGCGCACACGCAUCCCAUCGUUCCCCUAUAGCUCGUUCUCGCCGCCAUCAUCUUACGCCCACAAGGCCACGAACUCACGGGGAGGGUGACAGCCGUAGCUCACCCAAUCUGGUGGAGGAUCAGGAUCAACCUUCUCUUGAUGACAUGAUGGAAUCAGACAUGCACCAAUCUGUUAAUGAUAAGGAUGAGGCAGAUCCCGUGUGCAGUUCAGCCCAGGGACAAAGUUUGAGCAUCCACGAUGUGGCUCCCUGCUCUGAUGGCAAUGCGGAAGUUACUCUUGCCGACAGUGUAGCUUUGGCGAUGGAAAACACAUACGACGACAAAUGGAACUACCACGGCCCCGUUGACCGUCGAUACUGCGACAUCCAUGAUGAAAAUGAGUAUCUAUGUUGCUUCGACCCUACUUGGGUAUCACCGUGGAACUUCGAUGAUCCAGAAGUGUCGAGCUCAAAACUGGAGGAGCUGUACAACAUCAAUCAGCAGAAUCCGCAGGAACCAUGGUCCUCGAGAGUUGAGUGCGAUGUUCCUGAACUGCUGGACCAUAUUUCCUGUGUGACAGCGAGGGGAACAAGUGGAGGUAUGAGCGUUUACUUUGCUCACUGGAAAGACCAAUGGUUCCGGGAGAAGAAUGUUGGAAAAAGAGAGUAUGGAUCAUGGGAGCGAAGCUACAAUAUCAGUGGCGGUGAUAAAUAUGAGAUGGCUCUUCUCUUGUCUGCAUCCAAUCCAAAUCUCCUUGAUCGCUCCAGACGGUUGACGGCCGUCUCAGCAGUAGAAAGGCAGAAUGUUUUCGCAUACCAUGAAUCGCGUUCGACAUCGCUGGGGUCAAAGCCUUGCAAGCUAGUACAUGGACGGCCGGCCCUAAGCUCCCAACGUGGUUGA